CUGGGGGGUUGCUAUUACUAUUACUAUGCACAUUGCUCUCUUUCCCCACGGGGAACCAAUCAAUCGAGCCUCUUUCCUGCACAUGUUGCAGUUGCGGACUCUAAGAGACGCACUUAAAGCCCUCUAAAGACCUCGCGGACUUCAACGUCUUGGGCAAAGCAUCGUGGUAAAUGACCGACAUGUCUGGCGGGAGUGAACGAAGACGACAAGGUACGAUUCCGUCCCAAUACCUUUUCCCUGCAUUGUUUGCUUGCUCCGUCGUCUCCGUCGUCUCCGUCGUCUCCCUCAUCCCUCCCGGUUUCCGAUGGGCAUCUGCAGACAAAGGGAACGAGGGUCGUCGCAGGUUCGCGCCGACAGCGGAAACGCGGUGUAAACGGCAUCAACACCUCUCCCCAUCCGUCUCAUUGCGUCCACAAAGACCUGCUUCGAAAGUCGAGAGAGAAGAGGAAUGACGAGCAACUGACCUGGUUACGUCUGGCCAUUCCGCACUCCAAUUUCAUUACAAUAAAUUAGCUAUCGCCAUCACUUGCUACCGUUCUUCUUUCCUACCUGGGCAUCACCAUAAUGCAAACUCGGUGCAAAAAGGGGAAGAGGAACAAAGAAGAAAAAAGUAGCGAAGAAAUGAAAAAACAGGAGAAAAAAAGAAAAACAAUGAUAUCUUCCUCCACUCACAACUCAACCCCCCGCCCCCCCCCAACGUAUCAUAUCUGCAUUUACCUCUUGUCUCCCACCAGGCCGCAUGUCGUCUACAGUGUCUAAUAAUUCCUGCC
Molecule: messenger RNA, 770 nt
Organism: Sodiomyces alkalinus F11
Lineage: Eukaryota; Fungi; Ascomycota; Sordariomycetes; Glomerellales; Plectosphaerellaceae
Exons: 1
Coding region: 180-452 (90 amino acids)
Source: RefSeq, a predicted model, not a curated record